Messenger RNA from Notechis scutatus (mainland tiger snake), 243 nucleotides. NCBI's taxonomy places the organism in Eukaryota, Metazoa, Chordata, Lepidosauria, Squamata, Elapidae. The record is from RefSeq and is a predicted model, not a curated record.
AUGAUUGUCCGGUUCCUCACCAAAAGGUUUAUUGGCGACUAUGAACCCAAUACUGGAAAUCUAUAUUCAAGACUUGUUCAUAUAGAAGGUGAUCAAAUGUUUCUGCAGAUCCAAGACACACCAGGAUGCCCGGAGAUCCAAGAAGACUUACCACAGAUGCUGGAUUCGCUUUCUGGGUGCCUCAAGUGGGCAGAUGGUUUUCUCUUAGUCUACUCAAUUACCGACCGUCAUAGCUACCAGUUC